Messenger RNA from Vidua chalybeata, 5972 nucleotides. RefSeq names its product zinc finger CCCH-type, RNA binding motif and serine/arginine rich 2 (gene ZRSR2). NCBI's taxonomy places the organism in Eukaryota, Metazoa, Chordata, Aves, Passeriformes, Viduidae. Gene Ontology annotation, cellular component: U2AF complex; spliceosomal complex. Gene Ontology annotation, biological process: mRNA splicing, via spliceosome. The record is from RefSeq and is a predicted model, not a curated record. The coding region runs from base 55 to 1485 and encodes 476 amino acids. The transcript is spliced from 11 exons. Gene Ontology annotation, molecular function: pre-mRNA 3'-splice site binding; metal ion binding.
CGAUUGCGUGCCCUUCCGCCGCGGGGUCACGUGACGUCCCGUCGGUACCGCAAGAUGGCGGCGCCCAUGUUGGUGCCCGAGCCCCCCCUGGGGAAGCCGAGCCAUCAAAAGUACAGAGCUAUUCUGAAGAAGGAGAAGAGGAAAAAAAAGCGGCAGGCACUUGCCAAACUAAGGGACUCAGAAGCUGCAGAAAAAGAUGAAUCUGUGUCUGAGGAGGAAGAGGAGGAAGUGGAAGAAGAGGAAGAAGAGGAAGAAAAAAAACUUGAGGCAGAAAGACAAAAACUACAUGAACAGUGGUUGCUGAGAGAAGAAAAGGCCCAAGAAGAGUUCAAGCUAAAGAAAGAAAAAGAAGAGGCUGCAAGAAAGCGUCAAGAAGAAGAAGAGAGGAAGAUCAAAGAAGAAUGGGAAGAGCAGCAAAGAAAAGAGAGAGAAGUGGCACAGCAGAAGCAACAGGAGAAGAGAGAGAGAGAGGCAGCUGUGCAGAGGAUGCUGGAUCAAGCUGAAAGCCAGCUGGAGAAUGGUGUGAGUUGGCAUAACCCCGAGCCCCCAGAGAAUCUGGGAACAGAGAAGGAUAGAGCAAAUUGCCCAUUUUAUAUUAAAACAGGCUCCUGCCGAUUUGGAGACAGGUGUUCUCGCAAGCAUAACUACCCCACAUCAAGCAAGACGCUGCUCGUGCGAGGGAUGUUCAUUACUUUUGGCAUGGAGCAGUGCCGGAGAGACGACUAUGACACAGAUGCCAGUCUGGAGUACAGUGAUGAGGAGACCUACCAGCAGUUCCUGGAGUUCUACGAGGAUGUGCUCCCCGAAUUUCAGAAUGUGGGGAAGGUGGUUCAAUUCAAGGUCAGUUGCAACUAUGAGCCUCACCUGCGAGGAAAUGUGUACGUCCAGUACCAGUCGGAGAAGGACUGUCAGGCAGCUCUGGCUCUGUUCAGUGGACGAUGGUAUGCAGGCAGACAGCUUCAUUGUGAAUUCUGUCCUGUGACGAGGUGGAAAACUGCUAUAUGUGGCUUAUUUGAAAGGCAGAAGUGUCCAAGAGGGAAACACUGCAACUUCCUUCACGUAUUCAAAAAUCCUAACAACGAGUUUUGGGAGGCCAACAGAGACAUACGUAUUUCUCCUGAACGGACUCAUCAGUCUAAAAACUCUGAGAGGAGAAACAGAUCGAGCCAUCGUGACGACUAUUACAGCCGGUCCAGGAGAAGGGGCAGCCCAAGCCCAGACCAUUCCUACCGCAGAAAUGGAGAAUCAGAGAGGAAAAAGAGUCGCCGCAAAAACAAGAAGCGGCGCCGCUCGGGGAGGUCGAGGAGUCGAGAGAGGAGGAGGUCUCACAGCAGGGGCAGGAAGAGGAGAGGCCGCAGUCGCAGCAGGAGUCACAGUCAGACACGCAGCAGGAGCAGAAGCAGGAGUUCCUCUCGAUCCAGGAGCAGGGGUAAAAAGAGAUCAAGCAGCAGAGGAAAAAACAGUGAAACUCCCAAAACAAAGUGAGAAUUACUUUCAGAAAUCGCUAAUUGAUAAAAGUGGAGCUGACAAAUCUUCCCAAUAGGGCACCAGAUAUAUUUGAAUUUCAAAUAAAGUGUUCUUGCACAUUAAAAUGUUUCUUCCUAAUAAAGGAACGUAGUUUACUGUGUGCGAAGCUUGAGAAAAUUUAAAGUCCUAUAGAAGGUGUGAAUGUCAAGUAGUCUAGCUACUCUGUCCCUCUGAACUGCUGCAACACCUGGAUGCACACUGAGUACAAAUAGAGAAGUGAAGCCUCUUUGGUAUAUGCUUAUUUCUGUUAUGUGUAUGUUAAGUGUUUACUGUUCCUGUAAGGAGUUAGUACCGAACAGCCAGUGUGCAGUAAAUUGACACCCCAGAACACUGCAGAUCCAGGUCUGUGUAGAUGACUGCCAUUUGUAUUUUUCAUCUGUUUAUUGGAAAUUGCUUUUUAGACAAAGAAAAUAUCAUCGUUUUAUGAGUUGGAGAAAAGGGAUCUCAAAGACAUCACUAUUUGAUUGUACAGUACUUGCCCAGUAGGAGCUUUUUGGUCAUGAGUGCUGGAUUUUUCUUGACCCUGACUGAGCUGCUGAGCUGAUCGCUUGUAGGGAUUGCAGUAGACUAAAACCAAGUAGAAGUACACAGAGAAACAAUCAGUUUAUUCAGUACCUUAAUCCCCAAGUAAGACUGGAGACCAUGCAACUGUAGUCCUUGAAUGAGGUUAGAAAUACUUUGCAUACCUCUUGGUUGCACACCACUUGUACGUGAAAACGACCUGCCUACCUUGUGCUGGAGGGGUGAAAAGUGUCCCAUCUGGGAACCAAAGAUGUGAUUGUGAAGGCUCAGUCAAGAUGGCUGCAGAGUGGCUGAAGAAACUGAAGGGUUUAUACAUGAAAGAACACUUCAUGGUUUUGGGAGAGGAAGACUUGACUUAGAGCCUUUUUAGGUUUAUUUUACAAAUAGUUUAAGGCACCCUACUGCCUUGCUUUCCUACGGCCAAGCUGAAGAGUAGGGUACAUAAAAAUGAAUUUAUUGGGACAAAACCUUCUUCAAAUGACAGCUACAAUAGCAAAGUACCUGCAGUUAGAUAAAUCUUUACCAAUAUUUUUUCACUUUUAUUUAAAAGAUUUGUGCUCACAUGGCUUAUCUUCAACUUUUAACGUGGGCACCUCAGUGUCCUCAGACACUUGUGGCACGAAGGUGCAGGUGCCCUAAUGGUCUGUAGAGAUACCUCCCUGUCUUUAGCCUCUCCAAAGAACUGGGCUCCUGCCUUCAGAGAACCGAUCAGACCCCAUGAGUUAAAAGCCUAAAGCAGGCAUGAAGUGCUCCCAAAUAGGAAUUCCUUACAACUCCCAGCAACGUAACAUAAACUCCCUUAGAAAAUAUAGGUAUCUGAACUUUACCAACAGCAUUCCUCACAGCAAGAAUGUUUUUCCCCAGGAUAGUUAAGAUCAAGUGAACAUUGCUUCUGGAUAUGAUCUAUAUAUAUUUUUGCUUUUCUAAAUGCAUAGUGCACCUAGCAUGCUGAUUAUACAUUUUUCCUUCUUUCUUCAUGUGUAACUUGUCCAAUAUGGAGUAAUACUACAAAAGCGAUGUUCAGUUCAAACCCAACUUUCAAGAUAUAUUGUUAUAACUGUAGGCAGAGCUUAGUUAAUUUGAUUAAAUGUUUUAGUUAUUAACAGAUGUAGGAAUUGUAAUUAGCAUAACUUUUGAAAUAACUUUUUUAAAAGGCAUAUUUCAAAGGACAGACAGCACGAAGUUUUUAAUUCCAUUUGAGAAAUUUGUUACUGCCAGUUUCUUAUAAUGUAUCUUUUUCUCACCACACCUUAGAGACAAAUUCUCUGCGGUUCCUGGUUUUUUUAUAGACGCUCAGUUGCCUCGCUGGGUCACUUGCACCACAUGUGGCAAACUCUGAUUCAGUUGGCCACCAGCAGGCCGGUUACAUCCUCCAUUCCCUGGGCUGCCCUGCUUCCCACAGCUCUCUGGUGGGAGAGCUGGCUUGUGCCCGUGCAGAUGCUGUGCACCCCAUGUCAUACAGACAGAUGUCACAGAGCAUUAUCCCAGAAAAAUCAGCUGUCCAACUCAAGGAAAAGUGGUGGAGUGGGUGGUGGGAACCUGUGACCAGUCAGAUGAAAUAAGCAAACCAGGCCUCCGUGGGAUUAGAAACUAAGUGCCCACUAACAACCACAUGAGAAUUCCAUGGGUGAUUAGGCUCCUUGUCCCCACAGUUUUGCAAUAGGAUUUGGGAAGCUGAGUGGCUGUAUUAAAAAAAAAAAAAAAAAAAAAACUUGCUCAGAAAUGCAUGUAAAAAUUUAAAUAUACUUUAUUUCUGCUACUACAAUGGCUGAAGCUUCAGCUUGUUUUUCUUGAGGUCUGGACCUAAACGUGCUGGCUGUACCUGUACAGUGUAGGACUGGUAGCUGUGAUUUCCUUGCACUUUCGCACACUGUUUAUUAUACUGAACUUGAGUGCUACGGAUCUGAUAUUUAGCUUGCAUUUGUUAGCAUGAAACCUGGGAUUCCACCAGUUUUCUAACUUUGGAGUUCAUAUUUUUCAGUAUUGUUUCUCUGCUUCAUAAUCUUAAGUAGUGUUAUAUGCAUGGUUUUGUGUUUCCUUAUUAUUAUGAGUGAGCUAUUUUAUUCUGCAGAGACAAACAGAUUAGAAGUUUUUUUAAUGUUAAGCUUAAUUAUUUUCUUUCCCAAAGGGAAAAAGCCCCAGAAGAACACAAAAAGAUUUCAAUUUGUAAGGAACAGCCUAUUCCCAUUGUGUGUUAUUCCACAUAUUCCACAGAAAAGGACCUUAUAAAGUGAAUUAAUGUGGGCCAAGUUUUGUUUUGACUUCAAAGACUACUUAAAAGCAGCAGCUUUCAAAAUACUUUUUUUCAGUUGUGAAUUCUGCAGGGAUCAUGGAGGUGCUUUGGAGUAAUUCUGGCAUUUACACACAGGUUCAGGGUGGCAGUGCCAGGGCCUGCCAGAUGCCCUACUUCAGUCAGGAUGGUGCUGCCCUGCCCUUCAGUAGAGGAGGAACAGCUCAGCCAGGCAGCACAAGAGAAACCCCUGUAGGCAAGGGCACUGUUGCUGCCCAGCAGAAUUAAGGCAUCAGGGAACUGGGCUUGCCCCCUCACAGCAGAGUGCCUUCCCUCCAACUGUAGCUGGUGGCCACUUCUGUGGGAUUUCAUUCCCUGUCUGCCUGUCCAGAGUAGUGAACCCCUGUCAGGGGUUGAGGAGGGGUGGCACGUGUCUGUGUGUUGUAUACAAGGCAUUUCUUGUGGACACCCAACAAGGCCUUCCUCUCUGGCCCCAGCCCUUGUGUAUAAGGCACAUUGUCCAAAAUGCAUCCCAAGUGACUUCUCUGCCACUUUUAUGCCCAUGAUGGCAGCAUGGUCGUUUUGCAUCCAGUUUUGCAUUAGCACGUUCAGUGUAUUGGAAACUGCCCGCCGGUUUACCAGUGACAUUCCUGUGCGCUAAAUAACUUGGUUUUUUUCUAAAGACAUGCAAGAGAUCCUAAAAGAUCCUACUGCUUCCUGUCCUGGAUCAGCACUUCUUAAAAAACAUAAAAGAUGGAAGUUUAUGAUAGUUAACAACCUAAAAGCUUAAUUUACUUUCUUACAUAAUCCAAAGAGUGAAGCUCAUUUUGCUUUCACUGUAAGCUUGUAAUUAAAAUGAACCCAAAUUAUUCCACAUACGCUCCUGCUCAGCACUGAUGCAUCAGGUGAACUGAGUAUCUAUGGCUGAAAACCAAAACUGAUGUGACAUGGACGGGUAACACUUUGUCGAGGCAUGGGACAGAAUGCAAAGCAAGCUGGACAACAUAACCCAUGGUAUGUGGGAGCUUGACAGAGGCAGCCACAGGGUGACCAUCCUUGUGACCUUACCCAAAAGAACAGCGGAAAUUUAGGAAAGCCUCUUUGAGUUAAAGACUUAAGUCAGUGAAGUUGAAGACACUCAAGACAACAAUCAACUUGCCUGGACAAUCCAGAAAUUCCUACUUAUUCUUUAGCUCUCCCCAACCGUUCCGCACAAGACAGGAAAUUAAAAAACCGGAAUUUCAUUUCAAAUUGAUUUCAGAAAUGCCUGAAGAUGUUAAUUUUUCCCCAUGCUUUUGCUGAUAGCAUGAAGAAGUUCAGUUCUUUUAGAAAGGAGGAGAACAGAUUCAUCUGACAUAUUUUUGGUUGAGACCAGGAUUGUAAACAUUGCAUUGACUUGUUCAGAAUUCUAUGAAAAGAACUGAACAUUCAGUCUCUAUUAUCCAGAAAUCUCUUUCAACAUGUGGUUUAAUUUUCAAAUGAAGUGGUACAACCCCAUCAAUUUAACAUCCACUUAAAUAAAUUUCAUGUUUAAUGUGGCAAGCUUUCCAAAAACUUGCUAAUUUAUUGCUUUCUCUACAAUUUAAAUUGAUGUAAAUAACCAAACUUGGACAGAGUAUCCUCAACAUUUUUUAAUGAAGUGCUCAAGAACAGGUUAAGCACUGUAAUAAAAUUUCCCUUUUUUUUAAGCCAA